GUAUUUCAGGGGGCUGGGAAAACCAAUGUUGCUUUGCUUACAAUCCUUCACGAAAUUGGGAAGCAUUUGAACGAUGACGGAAGCGUAAAGGUCGAUGAAUUUAAGUGUAUUUACAUAGCACCAAUGAAGUCUCUUGUACAAGAAAUGGUCGGUAACUUCACGAAAAGAUUGGCUCCAUUUGGGAUUACAGUUGGAGAAAUGACAGGAGACGCUCAAAUGAGCAAGGAGCAGUUUAUGGCUACACAAGUGAUUGUUUGUACUCCUGAAAAAUAUGACAUUGUGACUAGAAAAGGUGGUGAACGAGCCUAUAGCCAACUUGUGCGGCUUGUGAUUAUUGACGAAAUUCACUUGCUUCAUGAUGAUCGCGGACCCGUUCUUGAAGCUAUCGUUGUCAGAACUUUGCGGCAGGUUGAGCAAACCCACGAUGAUUGCCGUCUUGUUGGUCUGUCUGCUACACUCCCAAAUUAUCAGGACGUGGCAACUUUCCUUCGAGUGAAUUCUGAACACCUGUUCUACUUCGAUAACAGUUACCGUCCUGUACCACUGGAGCAGCAAUAUAUUGGAGUUACUGAGAAGAAAGCCUUGAAAAGGUUUCAAGCAAUGAACGAGGUCGUGUACGAUAAAAUAAUGGAGCAUGCUGGGAAAAGCCAGGUGCUUAUCUUCGUUCAUUCUCGUAAGGAAACAGCCAAGACAGCUAAGGCAAUCCGUGACGCAUGUCUAGAAAAAGACACGUUGAGUGCUUUUAUGAGGGAGGGAAGCGCUAGCACAGAGAUUCUUCGAACUGAAGCUGAACAAGUCAAAAAUUUUGAUCUAAAAGAUUUACUUCCUUAUGGCUUUGCCAUCCAUCAUGCUGGAAUGAACAGACUUGAUCGUACUCUCGUUGAGGAUUUGUUUGCUGAUAAGCACAUCCAGGUACUGUUUUCCACCGCUACCCUAGCUUGGGGCGUCAACUUGCCCGCUCAUACCGUUAUCAUCAAAGGAACCCAAAUCUAUAAUCCUGAAAAGGGUAGAUGGACAGAGCUCGGGGCUCUUGACGUUAUGCAGGUAUAAG
This is a messenger RNA of Strongylus vulgaris, 1051 nucleotides long. The record is from the annotation of a GenBank genome assembly. Lineage: Eukaryota; Metazoa; Nematoda; Chromadorea; Rhabditida; Strongylidae.